This is a messenger RNA of Priapulus caudatus, 3835 nucleotides long. RefSeq names its product cAMP-regulated phosphoprotein 19-like. Lineage: Eukaryota; Metazoa; Priapulida; Priapulimorpha; Priapulimorphida; Priapulidae. The record is from RefSeq and is a predicted model, not a curated record. Bases 108 to 512 code for a protein of 134 amino acids. The transcript has 3 exons. Gene Ontology annotation, cellular component: cytoplasm. Gene Ontology annotation, molecular function: protein phosphatase inhibitor activity.
CACCAUAUUGGAUAUAGAGUGCGACAACGAAAACUGCGGCGAGAAUAGUUAAAGAGUAACUUAUUUUUGUUUCCACUAGGUAGCCAUUUGAGAGAAGCAGUUUAGACAUGGAGACAGUGAGAGAAGAGAAAGAACAGAGAGGCGAUUCUUCUCCUGCAGUUACACCAGUGGAUGAGGGUAAUAGCAUGAUGGAGCUAAAGACAAACCCAGAGAAAAAAACAUCUCCAGAGCAACUUGAAGAGAAGAAGUUGAGGGCAAAGUAUCCACAGGGGAUUAAGGCUGGAGGAAGUAAUUUACUACAGAAGCGACUACAGAAAGGAGGGCCGAAGUACUUCGACUCGGGCGACUACAACAUGGCGAAGGCCGGCAAGACGACGACCGGCCGCACGACGCUGCUCAGCACACAGAAGCUGAUCCUCGGACCUCAGUCGACGGGCGACGAGCAUCCGACACCAGACAGCGUGCCGUCAAGAAAGUCCUCGGUGCACACAAAGAGCCACCUGGUGUCGUGAGGCGGCGGAGUGACCGUGGGCGAGCGCGUUUGAUGAGCGAAUCGCCGAGCUAAGAGUUGGAGGUCGUCGGGGGUCGCGGCGCACGUCGUUAAGGCGAAUUAUAAUUGACCGUCGGUCACGCUGUGGGUUAACGUGAGUUAUGUUUUGUGUUGCGCUUUGGUGACUCGGGGUGACUUGAAGCUGGUGAUUAAUUCAUGAAAAGCUCGCUCUUCCCCCCAUCUGGUGUAGGUGUGUGUGCACGACAUGAAACGGGUGUUCACUCUGCAGAUUCUAUUGGGACUGUACAAAUUUAGGGAGGUAGCAUUUAGAGAUGGUUAAAGAAAUUGACCCAAAUCAGACACCGUGUCAUCCAUCUCAUCCCAUUCGGCGCUCUGAUCACGUGCUUUAUCACAAUAUUAUAACACACGUGCCGUGUCCUGUUUUAUUAUCUAUUGUCGUGUGUAAGUUUCUGUUGUGAUUAAUGUUGCAGCCAAAGGGCGUGUUUCCGAAGUUACGUUGUUUUCGUUUUGAAGGUUUACUGCGUUUUAAUUGCGGGUUGAAAGAAAUACAUAUCAAAUUAAGAUGGAUGGAUGGAUUCGUGCCUCGCUUUACGUUAGCACUUCUCUUCAUUAAAUAACAGCUGUUCCUCGUAACCAUUGGUUCUUGGUUGUUCUAUGUGACUAGACAGUGCAACGCAAGGCGGCUGUCAUGCAGGUUGGUGCUUUUCUCCUAGCCCUAAUGUUUUAGCUGCCGACCAGUUCAACCUAUACUUGGAUGUGAGAGUUUACGACGGAAUGAGAAAGAUAUUUGUAUUGUAGAUGUUUGAUAUUUGUAGUGACGGGUCUGUUUAUGAGACGAUGGCAUGCUGCACCUACAUCUGGUAUUGGUGCACUGUGAAGCACGCUGCCAUAUUUGUAAUGGUAUCGCGCAACAAGCAUGGGCAGAACGAGCCUGUGCAGUAACAUUGAAGCGAUUCAUGUUUGCUUAGCUUCACUGGAAUUCAUGUGCUUACUGCCUCUCUUCUUUAAGCGACUCCCCGCGUCACAUAACAAUGUUCAGAGUGCAUCAAGGAUUCGAAGUUAGGUUAGAGAAAAUAUGCUAGGAAAUAAAAAUGUGCAACAUCAACCAAGGCAAAUUUAAUGGUAAGGGGUCAUCCAUUUUUCCUGGUUGGUUAAAAGGGGUGGAGAUAUGCACUAUGCUAGAAAAAUUAUCGACAUUGUGUGCAGGUGUGGAAACUAAUCUAUUCCUGUCUACAACCCACUAGUAAAUCCUACAGGGUCUGCCAUGUGAUUGUGUAUAACUAUAUAUACAUUUUCACUCAUCAUCUAAGUUGGUUGACGAUUUGUCUAGAUCUUUCCAUGUCAAUUACUGAACAUUAUAAUAUAUAGGUGCAACAAUAGAGUGCUUGUAAUCGUGACUAGUACAGCGUUUUCAAUGUCCAGGUGAUAUCACUAGUGUGUUUACCAGUAUAAUGACGAUGUCACUAGUCUGUGAUGACGGUGUGGGUUUGUGCACCUGUCACCUAGGUACAGCUCGAAUCGAUGGGCACGUCAUGGUGACAUCUCACGCAUGUCACUCACGCAUGUCACGAGUGUCAACUCGUGACUGUGAUAGGAAGUCUUUUUGUACAUAAAACUCGUUUGCCAAUAUAUGUGAUUAUAUUGUACAUAAAUGUUUGACUAAUUUAGAGUCUACAAUGAGGUCUGCUCGAAAUUAUUUAGCAGAAUCGGAUGAAGGCUUAGCUACAGCCGCCCCUCUGUCAAGCAAAAACCUUCAACAAGUGCUGAAAGCUAGAAAUCUCAUCUCACAAGUGCGGCACUGCCACCGGAGUUGGAAAAACCCGCUCGACGAGCCAACAUCGUAUUACUCCUGAAACAUUUAUGAAGUCUUUCCCCGGUGGAAUGUUUGAUAUAUAGUCGGAGUUUUUAUACAUUCGCAUUCUAUUAACGUAAUAGUGUUAGCCCCUGCUCACUAUUAGCUGGACGUGGGUGGAUGUAGGAGAAUGUUGCAUGCUGCUACGGUGACAGUGUAUAGACAUUACUUUAGCUGGUGUUCCAUGAGCAUCUACUUUUUGCAGUGAAUUGUGCUGUCUACGAUUUGCUAUUACUCGUGGCGUGCUGGUUGAGGGUGCAAUCGUACAGUAGUAAAUGCUACACUAUAGUUGAGCCUUAGUAUAAUGCAAACUGAAUGUCAAACGCAACUACCAGCGCAUGCUGGCUAUAUUUAAUUGCUGUCCAGGUAUAUGGUGCCUGCAUCAGAAGUAUCACUUCCACCUUCUGUCAUCGAGUGACAGCAGGAUGUGACUGCGCUAUCUAUAGGGAAAAAUAUAAUUACUGACUCAUUGCAAAUGACCUGGGCAAGCUCUCGGUGGAAACUUCUCGUCGUAUUUUCGCUCUGUAUGUGUUCCUUAAUUUUUCACGCCGUGUCAGGCACGUGCGGGGAGGAAAGUGGUAACCUUAACCGACAUCAGGGGUAGAUAAUGACAAAUUGAUUGAUUGAUUGAUUGAUUUGUUAUUAUCUACCCGUGCCAACAUGUAGGCUGCCGAGAACAAUUUACUCGGUGGCGACUAACUCCCGACGUUGCCAUCCACCGAUCAGUUGUAUGUGAUGAGGUUGAUCAGGAGUGAGUGCAAGCCGAGGUGGAGUUUGUUAAGUUGUAGCCUCGUCUCGCUGGCGCCACACCACUCCCGCCGAACACGGGCCUGGGUUCUUCGUGUGCCGGAGCCAUGCCAUUAGAAUUACUGUUCAGGCGGACCCUGGCCAACUUCAAUCACCAAAAUGGAAUUUCUUUGGCCAGUAGUGCGCAAAAAGACGCACGUAUAAAGAAACCGCCGAGACUAGACGGUGUUACAGCGCGGCAGUUGCAAAUUUUUAGUCUCGAUCGUUCUUCUAAUAAGAUAUAAGAUUACAAGCCUACUUGAUCCCUGCCCAAGUUCACAUACUAAUGAAUUUGAUUACCGACGUGUGUCUGAGCAGCUACGGAAAAAAAGAAGAUUAAAUGUUUACCCUUUCAUGAAUAUCGAGGUAAAACUCAUCGGCUUUGUGACAUAGGUGACUUUCUAACACACCAGGUUGUAGGAUUGUAAAGUGGCUUAAUGUAUUAGGUCACACCACUAUUAGGUGACAUUGUAAUGUACCAGUUCAUACCAGUGUUAUGUGACCUUAUAAUGUACCAGGCAUUGCCAGCAUGAGGUGAUGGAGAAAGCCGAACAUUUAUUUUGUGACGCUGUGUUCUGGUAUCCAUGUAUGUUAUGAGUAAAUCGUGCUAUAUAUGAAUGAACUUGCUAUCCGUUAUGUAGUAAAAUUUUGAUGAAUAAAGCAUAAGCGUUGUAUUCACUAUCAAA